Molecule: messenger RNA, 1187 nt
Organism: Lycium ferocissimum
Lineage: Eukaryota; Viridiplantae; Streptophyta; Magnoliopsida; Solanales; Solanaceae
Product: methylsterol monooxygenase 2-2-like
Exons: 8
Coding region: 92-967 (291 amino acids)
Biological process (GO): 4-alpha-methyl-delta7-sterol oxidation; sterol biosynthetic process
Molecular function (GO): C-4 methylsterol oxidase activity; iron ion binding
Source: RefSeq, a predicted model, not a curated record
UAUCUGUUCUACUAGUUACUAUACUCUACUCUUAUAUAUUAAUAUAUAUAUGCCACUAUAACUAAUCAAUAAAUCGAUUGAGUUCUCAGUCAUGGCUUCCAUAAUCGAAUCUGCUUGGACGUAUCUUAUUACAAAUUUCAGCGAUUUCCAAUUGACUUGUUUUGGAGGUUUCUUUCUUCAUGAGAGUGUCUUCUUCUUGUCUGGACUCCCCUUCAUUCUUUUUGAAAGGGCAGGAUGGUUUGGCAAGUACAAAAUUCAGAAGAAGAAUAACACCCGGGAAGCUCAGGAGAAAUGUAUUACUCGUCUACUGAUGUAUCAUUUGUGUGUUAAUCUUCCACUCCUAAUUGCAUCGUAUCCUGUCUUUAAAUACAUGGGCAUGCGAGCUAGUCUUCCAUUGCCGUCCUGGAAAGUGGUUUCAACGCAAAUAUUAUUCUAUUUCAUCGUGGAGGAUUUUGUAUUUUACUGGGGACACAGGAUUUUACAUACGAAAUGGCUCUAUAAGCAUGUCCACAGCGUCCAUCAUGAGUAUGCAACACCGUUUGGGUUGACGUCUGAGUAUGCUCACCCUGCUGAAAUUCUAUUCCUUGGAUUUGCUACGAUAGUUGGUCCUGCAAUCACGGGGCCCCAUUUAAUAACACUAUAUCUAUGGGUUUCGCUUAGAGUCCUCGAGACAGUUGAGGCACAUUCCGGAUACCAUUUCCCUUGGAGCCCCUCGAACUUCUUGCCGUUAUAUGGGGGGUCUGAUUUUCAUGAUUAUCAUCAUCGACUGCUCUACACGAAGUCCGGCAACUACUCAUCGACAUUUGUUUACAUGGACUGGAUAUUUGGUACUGACAAGGGAUAUCGAAAGUUGAAGUCGCUAAAGGAGGAGGAACGCGCUGAGGUCAAAGUAAUGCAAAGAAGAUGGGAAAGGGGAAUAAAACUAUGCCUGCUUGGGCAUCACACGAUGGAGUUUCUGGUUGAAUAGAUGUAGGUGAAUGUUCAAAUUGUUGUACCUAGUCAUCUUGUCUGUUUGUGUUCAUCAUUGGUCUCAAAAGAACAUUCUUGUAUUUAGGUGGAUCAAUUGUAAGCUCGUGCUGAAUGAAGUUUUUUCUCUGCCUCCCCUCUUGCGUUUAUGUGAUUGUAAAUUACAUUUUCUUUGAAUAAUAGUGGUGUAUGAAGCAGUUCGCACGCACCUGAUUAUUCUA